This is a messenger RNA of Conger conger (European conger), 1379 nucleotides long. Its product is annotated as retinol-binding protein 1-like. Lineage: Eukaryota; Metazoa; Chordata; Actinopteri; Anguilliformes; Congridae. The transcript is spliced from 4 exons. The coding region runs from base 229 to 636 and encodes 135 amino acids. Gene Ontology annotation, biological process: fatty acid transport. Gene Ontology annotation, cellular component: cytosol; nucleus. The record is from RefSeq and is a predicted model, not a curated record. Gene Ontology annotation, molecular function: fatty acid binding.
UUCAGGUUUUCAAACUAGCGUUGAUCAGGUGGGUGGGGCAGAGUGCGUGUUUUUCUUUAUUUCGUGUCGUGGGAUAAGUCGUUUAAGUGUUGGAAUAAUCGGAUUAUAAUAUUUUCAGUUAAAUUUGAGGUCAUUAACAAAGGUCCGGCAUUCGGUCGCAAGCAAGCUGCGAUAUCGAAUCUCCUUUACCGUAUCUAGGUUACGUGAAAAGGUAUAAAACAAGCAAUCAUGCCAGUUGAUUUGAACGGCUACUGGAAAAUGAUCUCCAAUGAAAACUUCGAGGAGUACUUGAAAGCUCUAGACGUGAAUGUCGCAAUCAGGAAAAUCGCCACUUUGCUGAAGCCCGACAAAGACAUCACUCAUAACGGCAAUCACAUUAUCAUUAAGACGCUGAGCACGUUCAAGAAUUACAACAUGGAUUUCGAGGUGGGGAAAGAAUUUGAAGAGGAUUUGUCUGGUGUGGAUGACCGAAAGUGCAUGACGACGAUUACCUGGGAGGGGGACAGGCUGGUGUGCGUGCAGAAGGGAGAGAAAGCGGGCAGGGGAUGGACACAUUGGGUAGAGGGCGAUGAGCUACAUUUGGAACUGAGAGCAUGUGGAGUGGUUUCCAAACAAGUCUUCAAGAAACAGUCCUAAAUUUGCCCCAGAGACUGAGAGCAGCACAGAAGCACAGGGGCACGGACGAGAGCCAACCCUGUGGCAGAACCUCCCCUCCUCUCUGGUGACCCCUCCAUCCCUCCCUCCAUCUCUUCAAUUAAUCCUCCUAACCCCUCCCCACUCUCCACCCCCUGCGCAUGUCCCAAUGACCACCAUGGAUGGCCCACUGUUGUAUCAUGACUAUAGUGUUCACCAAGCAACACCCCCCUCCCCCUUACCCCCCACCCCCCAUGAAUACCAUGAUGCCUGGGUCUCCCAGAGACCAACUAACCACGAGUGCAUGCCAAGCAUUCUGAUUUGUCUUUUUUCCUAUUAGAAAAAAAUAUUCACACUCUCAAAGAGAGGGUCACUUUGAUUAAUUUGCGCCUAGGUGUGGAUGAAUUAACGAUGCGUAGACAUAGGAUUUUGUCAUUAGCACCUCAGUCUCUGAUAGAGAGAUGCUAGAGCCAGACUGAUGUCUGGGUCAAGUUGUUGCCGGUGUGAAUGCGGGAUUUGUGUCUGAGAGCAAAGGAGAAGGAUCUGUAUUUGUGUAUUUGUCCUGUGCGGCGUGGCAGUGACAAACAGCACAAGAUGGGAGAUGUGUGUGAGCGUGGCUGGGCGGUUGUAACUCUCUGGGUAGAGUCUGACAGGAAGUAACAUCUCCUGGGCAAAACGUCCUUCAUUAUUGCUUUGUCUCCGCCCUCAACUGAGCAAAUAAAUCUGAAAUAAAGAGGAAAUCGAAA